AUGACCACGUUUCCGGUAUUUAACAGCAGCCUUAACCCGCGACGCACCGAAACGGGUGGCGAUGAGACAGUUGACGAGGGCUCAUUCUCCAUUCUUACAACGCCUUUAAUGGUGCAAAAAAUGUUCAGACCGUCGCCGCGCACCGAUCCUCGAUUUGGGCUGCCCGUGGUUGGCCUCUCGCAAGGCCAGCGCCUCGCUUUCCGACUGCAUUCCUCUCUGAGUAUCACUUUCGGGAAGUCGCAGAGACGCUCGAUCUCGACAUGGCUGAACAGGAACCCAGACCCGCCGCCGAGUAACGUAAGCCGUACGAACAUGGAGGCAACUGAUGAAGUCGAUGCGACGGCGUCUACUGGGGCACCGGUAACGAAGAUUUCAGAAGCCUCUAAUCGACGCGUCGACGCGUUAUUUGGACGUGCUUGGUUGAACUUCAGCGCCGCCCGCAACCAGCUCCUUGUUCUCUCCCUCGUAGGCCUUCAAGACGACCAGUACAACCCCGACCUCACCGUCAAGAUUGGAGCAGUAUUUACGACAACACUGUACGACUACGGCUAUACGACAAACACGAAGAUGCCAGUUCUGGCACGGGCCAUGCAGACGCCCCCGCACGGCGCUGCCCAGCCGCCCAUCCCAUCCAUCCGUCUUAUUUCCGCUACCCCAUCUGCCUCUGGACUCUCAUCCGAGGCCAGCUCCUCGUUCAACCAGUCUCUACAAGAUGCCUGGAGCACCCUCCCACCAAUACCCGCCACGCUCGCACCCAAGACCGAUGACGGACCGAAGAAGAAGUUGGUACCGAAGAAGAGCAAGCUGAGCAUCCUGGGCGUCGGUCGGGACAAAGAGCGAGGCAAGGACCUCUCUGACGUCGUCCGGCGCGUCGGGGGCUCUACGUCUACACGAGGAGGGUUCGAGAUCUACGUGGAUCCGACUGUCGACCCGGAGAUUGGGGAGAUUGUGGUGGUAAAGAAGAAGAAGAGCCGGGCUGCGCUGGAUGGGAUGAGCUGGGGAGCGUUAGGCGAGGUGACUAAUGUACCGAAGACGACGGCGACGACGACGAUGAACAUGAACAUGACGAACAUGACAACGAAGGAGAACCCUGCGCUGCUGAAGGUGAAGAACGAGGAGAAGGAAGGGAGCGGAAGGUGGUGGAGUAUCGGACGAGGAAGGAAGGACUCGAAGGAUAAGUCCAAAGAGAACAAGAUGAGUGCAAAACCUGUUGAAUUUAUCUACACCCCUGACGAACGAUCGAAGACCCCAGACCCCUUCAAACCUGCUCAAGAAUCUCGCGGGCGCUUCAACUCGCUUGAUUCCGGCCUGCUCCUUGGUUCGAAGACCACCAACAAGGCCCCAAGUCCCGUCAGCACCCUCCGCGCGCCUUCCAACCCCGAGCUAUAUGCGCCUCCUACGCACCAUUCCGACUCUGAGAACGUCAUGCCCACGACCUACUCUCGCUCAGCUACGCCUACAGCUGGCGGCCUCCUCGCCGUUCCUGGUUCGAACACCAACUCGGACAGUAACCAAGGCUCCAUCGCCGUUCGGGCUAUGCGUUCGGUCCGUUCGCUCGCUCGGAUCGGUAGCUGGGCCCAGCUCAAGAAUAUGCCUGCCCCGACUGCCGCUCAGGUCAAGGAACUCGAAGAGAAGGAGAAGGCGGAGAAGAAGAAGAGCCUGCGCUCAUCGAAGGCGAAGGAGAACAAGGAGGGCGGCGAGGGUGAGAGGAAGGAGAAGAAGAGCAAGAAGGAGAAGGACGGCACCGUCAAGAAGAAGAGCAAAUCUUCGAAAGAGAAGGAAGGCAAGAAGCAGACGAUUCGCAUGUCGUCUUCCUCCUUCGAGGUUGGCGCGUUGACCGCGAGUCCCAGCCCACCUACUGCGAAGGAUAAGGCCAACACCGUCGGCAAGAAACGCUCCAUCCUCGGCCUUGGACUUCCGUCGACAAUGACGAUGCGCCUGCCAACCGUUCGUGGUGGUUCGACUGCGUCUUCAAACAUCAACCUUACUGUCGUACCUCCCUCGGCACCGGCCUCUGCAGCCUCUAUCGCACCUACGAUCAACAACAACCGACUUUCCGUCGAAUCCGCCAUCCAAGCUCAGAUCGGAAGGGAUAGGUCCGCCUCUAUCGCGUCUGGUUCCUCCAACGGGUCUUCCUUACGGCCCUUGUCAACAACCUCAACGAACUCAAGGUUGUCGUCUGGGUCUUCGGCUGCUGGGAGCGUCAGGUGGGAUGAGGAGGGCUUGCAGACCGUUCGUGAGCAGAGGAGAUUGGAGAGGUUGGCGAAGGAGGGCGGAGCGGGUACGGAGGCGGAGGAGAAGGAUAACGAGGAGGAGAAGAAGGAAAGGCGGACCUCAAAGGAGAGCAGGAGAUCAUCUGAAGGCCGCAGACGCACGCCCCUCAGCUCCGUUUUCCCCGAGGUCCAGCACCACGCCAUCGGGGUUGCUAUGCUCGCCCCCGUAGCGGACGACUCCACCGACAUGAGCAUGGACGUCGACGAGCCCUGCGCGAGCCACGUCGCUCAGGUCGGCUCCGACGUCGACUCUCGGUCUGUGCGAACGAUGAGCACGAACCGCUCGUCUAUGAGCUCGGGUUUCCGCGCGAGGAGGAGUUCGUAUCCGAUUUUGACGAUCGAAGAGGCUACUUCGGAUGGCCAUGGGUGUAGAGAUUGGGAUGAGCCGUUGGAUGAGGAGGAUGGUUCGAAGGAGGAGGAGGGGGUUGGAGACGGUAAAGCAACACCGACGAAGAAACCCAGGGCCAGACCGUUGUCAGAGCAGAUGCUCGGGAGGGCCAGGCCAAAGCCUAUGUACGAGGAUGAAGAAGGUGUUCUGUCUAUCCUCGAUGCCGCUACCAACGACCUAGCGUUGCUCAUUAACAACCUCGAUCUUCAAGCUACGCCUGGUACUCCGGAUAUGACGCCACUUCGCCCGUCUCCUCUUUCGACCGUCGAGAAGGACGUCUCCGCCUCAGCAUCUCUCUCUGUCCCUGGGUCUGCGGAGAACAACGGCAGCCCCGCGCCCAAGUCCACCAGGAGACGAGCAACCGUGGCCGACAGUCCUCUCAAGGGUACUCUACGCGGAAGCAUGGCCUCCAUCAGCUCGCUAAGGCCCUACGCCCAGUCUCGCGGGUACUCCAAGUCAAAGUCGGAGCAGAACGCGGCCAAUGCAGCUAUCAUCUCCCAGCAAAUUGCGCCAUGGGCUACACUCAUGCAAGGCCUCUCUCCAGUCAAGGAUUCGCCCAAGCCAACUCCUGCGAAGACGAAAGUAGCGCCGACAUCGCCUACGCCUACGGUCAGGCCUGGACACAAGCGUACAAUGACUCCGGCUCCUGAGCCCGAGCCCGAGCCCGUCUUCCAGCCUUUGAAACCGGCAAGGGCUCGUCCUCUCAACUUCGACUCUGGCACUAUUCGCCCUAUCAAGUCGGGCAACGUCCUAGCCCAUGUCGCAAAAUUCGAGGAAAGGGCCAAAGAGAUGACUCCGUCUCCUCAGCACCUGGAUCCCGACCGUGCGCCGUCCUCGAUGACGUUCGGUCAUCGCUCGCCUUCCACUCGCUCUCAGGGUUCUCGCGGCUCCAUUAUGACGAUGGAUGAGUUCAACAGCCCAUCGCCCAGUCCUGGUGUGGGUGGAGGCUCCCUUACACCGGUCUUUAAGCGUAUCCACGAGUCGGAGAAGGGCGGAAAGAGGGCGUCGAUCGCGCCAGCAGACUACAGGGGCAAGAAGAGCUCGAGGAGCAGUAGGAGCAGCAGCUACGGCGAGGAACUCUCUUCGUCAUCGUUCAGCGUGCCCAUGGCCCGAGAGACGAGGAAAGUAUUGGGAAUGUCAGGUACGAUGGGCGGCUCUGACACAUCAUGCUACCGAGUUCCAGAGGUCGACGCCUCUGACCCCGACUCGGACGUGCCCGACGAGCUGAAGUUCAUCCUUGCCACCCACUCGAACCGCGCCUCCGUUGCUGAAAGCCUCUCAUUCGAUGACGAUGAAGACCUUGGCCCCGCGAGGAUCAUGACCGCAGAACGUGCCACUGCCCCUCCGCCUACGACUCGCAUCCCAGAAGCCCCGCCCACUCUCGAGCUGCCCGUCUUCCGUGCCUCGCUCAUCGAUGAAGAGGACCAGACUCGCGAGAUCGAUGAUGGAUCCGUGUCAUCGGACGACGAUACAAAGAAGUCGUUUGACUUCACGGGCGAGAUUCAGAAGCUCAACGAGUCUGGCGGAUCCGAUCGUGCUAGUUUCGUCGAGCAACUCGAGAACGCAUUCCGUACGCCGGCGAAGGUUGACUUGCGCUACGACUUUGGAGCACAGCUGCGGGUGGAUGUACCGCCUGUUCCGGCGUUACCACUCGAUUUCAAGACGGCCAUGGGUGAAGAGAGCAGCGGAACGACCGGCAGCGAGAGUCUGGCAUCGUCGGCUUUUGACGACCUUCCUGCCUCAGUGCAAUCGCAGCUCGUUGACGUCAAGCAACCGAGUAUGCUGGAGAAGACGACCGAGGACGUUCAGGACAGCAACUCCAAGUCCAACUUCGAUUUGUUCUCCGUCUCUCGCAUCGUUGACGUCCGGGAACCGACUGUCUUCCCUACCUCGGAUACCAGCAACGAAACCGAUGAAAUGGUCUUCGACAGCCGCGAGGAGUCCGUCAGCAUCGAACUCAGACGCUCAACCAACCCCAACUCUUCGAAUGGACAACUCAACACUUCAUUCAAGUUCGGCGGCCUGCCACGUAACAAGUCAACUGCGUCGUUGCCCAAGGAGCAGGACAAACCACUUACGCUCUCUGACAUCAUUCCUCCGCCCUCGCACGUUCGCCAGAUGUCCCAGAUGUCCGAUGCUUCGAUGUUGGACCAACUCGAAGAUGACUCAGUCCUCAAAUCUAUCUACGCGAAGAUCAUCGGCGGCGAGGCACCAGAGCGCCAACGAGUGGAUUCUAAUGCCAGCGUCAACGAGGCUGAGGCCAAACGUAUGAGCAUCUACAAGGCCGCAUCUCGCCCUACUUCUGGUAUCUCUUUCGCUGGCUUUGACUCGUUCGACGAGGUCCGCCGAGGAUUUGAGUUCAGCCACGAUAGGCCAGCCUUCUACCCACCACCAACGUCUCGCCGUCCUCAUCGUCGCCACGAAUCCGUCUUCAGCAUCGCGUCUGUCUCGUCCUACGGCCACGUCAUCCACAACGGUGCCCCGGAUCCAUUCGACUACGGAUUGCCCAGCCUCCGCGAGCGACCUUCAUCUGAAGAUGUCUCGAGCAUUUCCAUGUCAAUGACAGUUGAAGAUACGUUCGAGUUCAUGCAUAAUCGUCCGACUCGUCGCCGUGUCGAGAGCGAUGCCUCGAGCUUCUACUUCCAUGCGCCCGCACCUCAGCAAAACGUAGCUCGUGGCCAUCGCCGUCGCGAAUCGAACAUGUCAGUCUCGUCUCUUGCUCCGCCCAUCAGCCUCUACAACCGCAGCUUCGGCCACCAUCGACGAAACGACUCUUCAGCGAGCACCAGCUCCGUCGCCAUGUCCUACGCAAAGCACGGUGCAAACCCCGGAGUUCCAGCUUGGGCACGUCAUCGCAAGGACAUGUCUAUGGAUUCCGUCAUGAGCGACUUCUCCGGCAUGCAUCUUGGACGUCCAGGUCUCGGAGACAAGAUGUUCGACAACGCCGUCGACCUUGGCCCACUCACCUCCAUCACAGCUUCGCCUCCGGAGAGCGCCUCCCAAUCUCAGUUCCAGCGACGUUCGUCAUUCGACUCGAUCAUGGAUGAUGGCCCACAUUCGAUGGAGGACUCACUUUUCGACAAGACCGGGUAUCGCCAAUCAUCGUCCGAGGACUCUGUCUUCGGCGAUGACUACUCGCACCCACCCGGAGGGCUCCUUCCUCCUCAUCAGUUCCGCCCACUGUCCGUCAUGAGCAACUCUAGCGUCCAUAGCCCGCCGAAGGAGGACGACACGAUGAUCAGCAUGCUCGGUGGUGGCCAUGUCCGCCGCCGCUCUGUUGGCUCGAUCAUAGAGGCCUCGCCUUGUGUCCGCGUCGAGAAGAGAAAACAUUCUGCGUUCCAGGAGCUCAACAUGUACAAGAAGCAGAACCAGUAUGAAUCUCCGAACAAGGCCCGGAUCGUCGAGAAGCCAUCCAUCGCCUCCACCUCCUCCUUCCACUUCGGCGGCGAGCGUAUGAUCAAGGCUCAACGCGGCCUUCUGGAACGUCAGAGCUUGGAGGAUAGUUGCCUAAUCGCAGAUGGGGAGGAGCUCACUAGUGCUUUCUGUUCUGCGCCAGUAUUCUCUCGCCCUGCACCCGCUGCCCGCUCUCGUUCGAGCACCUGCACCUCAAGCUCCGGCGGCGACACUCCACCUCUUUCGGCCUCGGACGGAUCCUCGAUCUCAGGAGGAUCGCAAUCAAGCAUCGAUCUUUCUCAAGUCAAUAUCGCCCUCUCGAAUGCGACCCAUCCCAUGUCCAACGUCGCUCGUCAGCGCGCCCGUGCCCGUGCUCGUGGUACAGGCCAUCGUCGCCGCUACUCGAAAGCCCACAUGUCGCGUUCCUCCGUCUAUGAGACCAUCGAAGAGGAGAUCUCCAACUCGCCUACCCCGAACAAGAGCAUCCUCUCGAAGAUGAGCAGUCCGACGACUCGUCAACCCGUAUACGUCGUCGAUUCCGACACUGCAUCCCUCGGCUCGCCGGAGGAGCACACAUGGGAUGACGAGCAUGGCAUCGUCAUGCUCCGCAAGUUCUACGCCCUUCGCGAUGAAGCCCAUGUGACGGUGACGGAGAGUAGGCGCAUCUGGCGAGAUACCCCUUUUUCCAUCUUUGCAGUCCAGUCUUUCCAAGCUCCUGACCACCCGACCGGCAUGCAAGCUCUCCUCGAGCACUCAGUUCAGAACUAUGGUCCAUUGCCCUCGGAGCUUCGCCCUCGUCGUAUCAGGUCGCGAACAUCCUCUCGAGCGUCGCCGUAUCCUCAAAAGCGCGUCUCGAAGGCCACCAUCUCGCCGGAGCAGUCUCGUGCCCCCAUGACCGAUGUUACUCAGCCCAUGAAUUCGAUUACGCCCGUCCUUCGCCAGCUUCCAGUCAACAAAAAUACCAACAAGCCAGCACCUUCUAUCGAGGCACUCAAGCCUUUCUCACCCCUCACUGUCGAUCUGGAGCCCAAGAGGGAGAACGCCUUCGGUCUCGCGCCCAACGUUCGUCCGCGGGUCGGUUCCACGGCGCGUCGAAACGCCCUGGGUUGGUCAAAGAGAAGCACUGGCAAAUCGUCGACGGACCAGAAGGAAAACGUCGCCGCAACGGUCCUGGCGAUGGUUUACGACUCAAUCGACCUCGUCCGCGUGGCAGGCCUACGCCGGGUGGUCGCACCCCCGCGUCUCAAGCCCGAGCCAUCCGCGCCUGAAGGCCGAAGUCUGAAGUCCAAUCCACCAAACCUUCGCCAGGAUCCCUCAGAGGACCGCGUGUUAUGCCAUGCUACUCAUAUGUCCCAUAUCUAUGCCCUAUCUCAACGUCUCCACCGUUUCGCAUACAUCUGCCCCUACUAUCAACAUCAUCUCAUCAUCAUCUUGUAA
Messenger RNA from Cyclocybe aegerita, 7491 nucleotides. The record is from the annotation of a GenBank genome assembly. Lineage: Eukaryota; Fungi; Basidiomycota; Agaricomycetes; Agaricales; Hemipholiotaceae.